AUGGCGGGUCAGAUCUUGGACCGGCCAAAAGUGGAUCGGUAUCCCGGAAAUCACAUCCUUACCUUACAGGGUAUGUUCAAUUUUAGUUUCAAGAACAACCAAGAUGAGACAUCGUUUAUGUACGAAAUUACCAACAAUCCAAUCUUCCCAAUCUCAAUGGGAGUGUUGACGUGUGGGGCAAGUUAG
Messenger RNA from Prunus armeniaca (apricot), 186 nucleotides. NCBI's taxonomy places the organism in Eukaryota, Viridiplantae, Streptophyta, Magnoliopsida, Rosales, Rosaceae. The record is from the annotation of a GenBank genome assembly.